CGUACAAUCCAUUCGCUCGUUGUUCAUUGAGAGAGAUACACGCUUAUAUCGCAGUCAGUGCACUCGGAUAACAACAAUGGGGAAGAGCAAGUUGUACAGAUCCUUUGACAAAAGUAAUAUCAAGUGUGUUCUUGUUGGUGAUACCACUGUAGGAAAGUCCUGCUUGGCUCGAAGACUUGCUGCUCACGGAUUUAGCGAGGAAUAUACACCAACGAUGUUUGAUAACUAUGCUGCCACCACCACAGUCGAUGGGAAGCCAUACGUUCUGAGUAUAUUCGACACGGCAGGCCAGGAGGAGUUUGACCGUCUUCGUGCGCUUGCCUACAUGAACUGUGACGUCUUUCUCAUCUGUUUCUCUGUCGGGAAUCCCGACUCCAUUAAGAGCGUGCUGCAGACGUGGGUACCGGAAGUGACGCAUUAUGCGCCGGACAGCCAGCUCAUUCUUGUUGGAACGCAAGUUGACAUGCGCGACGAAGCCGAGAACAAAAAGAACUACAACCCACACCUUUUCGUCCAGACAAAGGAAGGACUGCAGAUGGCCUCAAAGAUAGGAGCCGAUUACGUUGAGUGUUCAGCCAUGACAGAAGCAGGCACGCCGAGAUUGAAAGAAGUCGCCGUCGACUCGGGCCUACGAUCACACCGACCCAAAGACGACACCUGCUGCGCCACCUGUGAGAUCAUCUGAGUUGUCUCCCCUCAACGUUAGGUUCAAUUCAGCAAGGAUCGUCAUCCUUUGUCAACGUGAAGGGUUGUCCUUUAUACGUGCUUUCCCGAUAGGCAAGUGUCCUCUUUUGGGGGAUUUUCGUCUGUCCGGGACCGACAGCACCCGACGUCAUCACUGACGUCAUACCUCGCGCAUCCUGUGCAAUACUCGAGUGUGUAACUGGUCACUUUAGUCAGCGCAGCCUUAAUCGGGUAUUAGUGUCAAAGCUAUUGUAUUGCUAGUGCAAUACGGACAAUGAAUCAUGUGAUAUCUGACAGUAUUCCAAUCAAGCAGUAUUAUAUCCAAGAGAGGGGACAUUCGCUUCGGAGGAGAAUCUCUCGGUGAAGUGCAAAGCGGAACCGGGUGAAGAAAGACAAUGCAUACGAUACCGGUCACGUGACCUGAUUUAUCCACAAGGGUCAACUUCCGUAUCGCGUGGUGACAGGAGAUCACACCAUAUCGUGAAAGGAAUGAAUGAAUGAUGAACGAUAAGAACAAACAUUUUAUGUAUAUCAGACUAUUUAAGAAGCCAUGAACGUUGUUUUGUUGUUGUUUGCUUAGAGAUAUGUUUUGCUUGAUAUUUAUUUUCACCAUGACAUGAUAUUUUUGUAAAAUCAAAGAUUCCAUAUUUUUGUAAAAGAAUAAACUAAAAAUGAACCACAAA
Molecule: messenger RNA, 1367 nt
Organism: Haliotis rufescens (red abalone)
Lineage: Eukaryota; Metazoa; Mollusca; Gastropoda; Lepetellida; Haliotidae
Product: cell division control protein 42 homolog
Exons: 3
Coding region: 77-685 (202 amino acids)
Biological process (GO): small GTPase-mediated signal transduction
Molecular function (GO): GTPase activity; GTP binding
Source: RefSeq, a predicted model, not a curated record